This is a messenger RNA of Porites lobata, 950 nucleotides long. Lineage: Eukaryota; Metazoa; Cnidaria; Anthozoa; Scleractinia; Poritidae. The record is from the annotation of a GenBank genome assembly.
AUGAAUAUUUACCCAACUCCUAGCUUUAGUCUUGAGUACAAGAAAAAAGAUUUCCCAAUAGUCGUGCCUCUAAGGAAAUUGCUGUACGUGAAAGUCAGUGUUGAUUCAGAUGACCGCAGGCUGGAUAUCUUGGCAGUAGAUUGCUGGGCCACACCAAACGCUAAUCCCUUAAGUCCUGGAUUAAGAUACGAAUUUAUCAAAGACGGGUAAACAGUUCAGUUUAUUUUGUACUUUAAUUUAUUAAGAAAAUUUAAAUGCUAAAGAUAUGUUGGUAAUGGAAAUUACACUUAACUCAUCCAGAUAGUUUACAGUCACUCCACUCAAAUAAUUCCAAAUAAAGCAUAAGAGGAUUAGAAACCCCAACUGGUAGGAGUAACCUCCUCCAGUUGGCUAUUAACUAGCGUGGCCGUAGAUUUUUUCUCGGAACAACCGUGAACAAAUCCAGCUAGCUAGGGCGAUUGCAAGUCCGCCGCUCAAACCACUCGGUCACGCUUUCUCCCUACUUCGCAAAGACCACUUGCCAACACCAGCAUUAGGUUUCCAUUUUACAGAUGAAAGUUCAUCUUGUCUUUAUGUCUUUCUCCUUCAGAUGCCCAGUUGAUGAUACUGUGAUGGACAUUCCAACAGCAGACAAGCGUAUGCAAAAAUUCAAACUUGAAGCCUUCAGCUUUAUUGGUGACCAUCAGUUCGUGUACAUGCAUUGCAAGGUCUUGAUCUGUAACGCAUCAGAUCCCAACUCACGUUGUGCGCAGGGCUGCGUUAAUCGAGCAAAGAGGUCCCUGAUGACUCAAGGAUCCAGAAACGAGGAGGUACACUUGUCUCAGGGACCAUUCAUGCGUGGAGAUGAUGAAAAAGAUAAAGAAGAAACUAAACUGGAGGAAACGGAGAAAGACAUGCGAGAUGUGGAAAACAGUGGUAAGUUUAACACUGACCUUAUCAUUGGUGGUUUA